This is a messenger RNA of Pelobates cultripes (western spadefoot toad), 1298 nucleotides long. NCBI's taxonomy places the organism in Eukaryota, Metazoa, Chordata, Amphibia, Anura, Pelobatidae. The record is from the annotation of a GenBank genome assembly.
AUGCUGGCAGCUGAUGCAGUAAUUGCAGAGUUGAAGAAACAAUCCAAGCCUGGUCCAACACCUGAAGAAAUUGCUCAGGUUGCUACCAUAUCUGUAAAUGGUGAUCAGGAAAUUGGCAAGAUAAAUUCAGAUGCCAUGAAAAAAGUUGGCCGUAAAGGAGUAAUAACAGUUAAGGAUGGUAAAACUGUUCAUGAUGAGUUGGAGAUAAUUGAAGGGAUGAAAUUUGACAGAGGAUACAUAUCACCGUACUUCAUUAAUACUACUAAAGGCCAGAAAUGUGAAUUUCAAGAUGCAUAUCUCUUGCUCAGUGAAAAGAAGAUUUCCAGUAUUCAGUCUAUUGUGCCUGCUCUAGAACUUGCCAAUGCUCAUUGUAAACCCUUGGUUAUAAUUGCUGAAGAUGUUGAUGGGGAGGCUUUAAGUACACUGGUUUUAAACAGGUUAAAAGUUAGUCUUCAAGUUGUUGCUGUGAAAGCUCCAGGUUUUUUAGAUAACUGAAAGAACCAGCUGAAGGAUUUGGCCAUUGCAUCUGGUGGAGUUGAUUUUGGAGAAGAAGGAUUAACGUUAAAUAUCGAAGACAUUCAAGUUCACGACUUUGAUAAAGUGGGAGAAGUUAUUGUAACUAAAGAUGAUACUAUGCUAUUGAAAGGCAAGGGUGACAAAGCACAGAUUGAAAAACGUUUUCAAUAAAUUCUUGAGCAGUUGGAAUCCACAAACAGUAAAUGUGAAAGAAAAAUUUAAUGAGAGACUAGCUAAGCUUUCUGAUGGUGUUGCUGUCAUCAAGGAUGGUUGCACUAGUGAUGUUGAAGUAAAUGAAAAGAAAGACUGUGUAAUGGACACAUUGAAUGCAAAACGAGCAGCUGUAGAAGAAGGAAUUGUUCUUGGUGGUGUAUGUGCAUUACUUAGAUGUAUUCCCGCUUUGAAUUCUCUUUCUCCAGCCAAUGAUGAUCAGAAAAUAGGAAUUGAAAUUGUGAGACGAACUCUUAAGAUCCCUGAAAUGACCAUAGCCAAUAAUGCAGGCGUUGAAGGGUCACUGAUUGUAGAAAAAAAUCUUACAGAGCCCAUCAGAAAUUGGAUAUGAUGCAAUGCAAUCUGAAUUUGUAAAAAUGGUGGAGAAAGGAAUUAUUGACCCCACAAAGGUCGUACGUACCGCUUUAAUCGAUGCAGCUGGCGUGGCAUCACUCUUAACAACUGCUGAAGCAGUUGUGACAGAAAUUCCUAAGGAAGAGAAGGAUCCUGGAAUGGAAGGUAUGGGUGGAAUGGGAGGCAUGGGUGGUGGCAUGGGAGGAGGAAUGUUCUAA